Zonotrichia albicollis (white-throated sparrow) is the source of this 2837-nucleotide messenger RNA. It is a transcript of the gene RNF186, whose product is annotated as ring finger protein 186. NCBI's taxonomy places the organism in Eukaryota, Metazoa, Chordata, Aves, Passeriformes, Passerellidae. Gene Ontology annotation, biological process: protein ubiquitination. Gene Ontology annotation, molecular function: ubiquitin protein ligase activity. The record is from RefSeq and is a predicted model, not a curated record.
AAGAAAUUAGAGACUGAGGGAUUUUGUUCAGGCAUUUUUUUCAGAUGAGAUGAAUCUUCACAAAAUCACUCAAGAAGGGCAUUCCCAAGUGCAUGAGGUUGUUUGGUGAACACCUCAGGAAAGAAGAAGGUUCCACCCUCUAGGACACUGCUCUUGCUUUUAGUUUUCUGAUUUCUUUCAUGGACUCUGAGAGAUCCUGUGUGGACCUCAGUCAUGCUUCAGUUUGUACUGGAAACCUUCUGAUUACUAAAACAAACAGGACAAAAGAGUUAUCCUAGGCUGGAAAAAGAGUUACCCUAGGAUAAAAGAGCUAAUAACAAUUGGACAUUCAACAGUCAAUUUAGUCAUUUCAAUCUCAUUCUUCACUUGGUGCUGUCAGGUAGUAAGUGUUUUUAAACCAAGAGCAAACUUCCUACCCAGAGAGCCCAAAGCUGUUGAUACAUAUGCUUUAAUCAAAGCACUGCAUUCAGCACACUAAUGGCAGAAACAGGUAAUUCCCCCAGGCCUGUCACUGUUUGGAGAACAAUGAAAUUGCUUUCAUCUAAGAGAGUUCUAAUUUAAUAAUAAUGGUGGUGUCUGGCUGUCAGAGUGGUCUGCUAAUGCCAUGGAGUCUGCUUCCGGACAGGAAUUGCCCACUGAUAUUAUCAGUCAUUGUAAACUGCCUUGACUGGGAAGUCAAUCAUUAACUCUGGUCCCCAUGUCAUAAAAACAUCAUAUUGUUUAAGAGCAUGACUGGCUUAAGGCUCUCACUAAUCAAUCAGGCAUACAGCAGGAAUACAGCAACACAUAAAAGGAGCCAGAGACUCGGGAAAUCCUUCAGCUAAGGGGAGACAAGCUGCGCCGAGGUUUAUCUCCAUGGAGAAAUCCACUGACAAGCCAAACAAGGAAAACAGAUUGUCAGCUCCUGGAGCACUGCAGGCUGAGGCAGACAGUCCAGCGCCCGUGGCAGGAGGUGCUGCAGAAAUGAGCAGAGCAGGAUCCGUAACACAAAACUCAGAACAUGAGAGGAGAGUGGGGUUCACUGAAGAGUGUACUGAAGAAAUGGAGAGACCUUCAGGAACAGAGAGAGACAGUCCUGCUGCCUUUAAAGCAGCAGGUUUGGAACAAGACUGUCCAAACUCACAGCCGCUUGCUGUGCUAACAGACACAAACUCUCCUGAAAUGAGCACGUUGGACCUGAACCUGCAGUGCUCAGACACAGCCACCCCAGACAUGGACUGCAUGAUCUGCUUCAACAAGUACAGCAUCUACAGAGUCCCAAAGCUCCUGGACUGCCAGCACAACUUCUGCGCCAUCUGCCUCAAGCUGAUCCUCAGGAAAGAGAAGAGCACCUGGACAAUCACCUGCCCUCUCUGCAGAAAAUCCACCUGCGUGUCAGGAGGGCUGAUCCGCACGCUCCAGAACCAAGAAGACAUCCUGGAGCGCUUGGAGAGCCUUGACUCAAACCCUGAGGUGUACAUCUGUGCCAUGGGGCUGGAUGGCAACAACAGCUGGGCUCAGAGCAGCCAGGACAUGUUGAACGCAGAGGAAAGCAGCCCAGCACACAGCAGCCUGGCUGUGCAGAGACUCCUGCUGCUCCUGCUGCUCGGGGUGAUCCUCGCCCUGCUCAUCCUCCCCUUCAUGUACUCAGGGAGGGUGAAGUGGGUAAUUUGUCUCCUGCUUACUUUGGGCUUGCUCAUGUCUAUGGUGCUUUGCUGCACUCCUAAAUUCCACUGCAGGUGCAAGAAGGACUCCCCUGCCUCCUGUGACAAGGAGAUCCACAUUGUUACUGUGGCCUGAGACAAUUAACCUGCCUGUCCCACAGAUCAGGGAUUGGGCCAAGGUGCCCGCUGGGCACACCAGGGAGUUUUGGACCUAAAAACAAUCUCUCAGAGAAUAAAUUCAACAGUUGGCUGAGCUGGCUCAAUGCCAGCGCACACUGUUGUUAAAUCUCAUUACUGCAAACAAAAUGAACUAUUUAUAUGUUGAUAUUUAUGUUUUCACACUUUUUUUUUUUUUUUGUAAUUGUGUUGGUUUGCUUUUGCUAUUUUAUUCAUGUCUGUGUCUCUUCCUGAUCAGCCCUGCAGGAUGUUAUCUGGGACACCUGGGAGGUGAUGUCCUGCAAAACCCCGGGGUUGCUGCUCCCACUCUGAAAACAAGGACACCUUUCCUUGGGACAGAGUGGGAAAUAAGGCUGCUAAAUCAGGGAAUGGGUGUUUGGAAAAGAGGUUUUUUUAACCUAAAUUAUCACCUUAGUCCCUGGCAGGGAUGGGGAAAGGGGGUGUCAUUUGAUGGCAUUUGAAGUUACAUACAAAACUGGAGAGGAAGAGGCAAAAUCAACACUCCUGAUCUUGGUUUGUGGCUUGCAAAGGGCAAGGCUCAAAAACCUCAUGACCCCCCAAAUUCCCCACAUUAUUUAGCACUGAAAUGGUUCCUCUCACCUGAAUUCCUUUAUCUGGCAACCUUCAGGACCUCUCUUCUUUCUUUCCCCCUUUACAUUGCCCUUGAAGAUGCUCACAGAGGUAAACAGAAAUCCAGUGACUGCUGCGUCACACCAUGUGUGAUAUUUUUAAAUGGAAUGUCUCCAUUAAAUGUAAAUAAUACUAAUUGCUCAUUGACUUCUUGGUUUCAAUUCCUCAUUGACUAUGUCAAAACAAUUCCUAGUUUCCUUAUUGACAGUAUUAGGGAGUCUGCAGAGCUGAGCUGGUGAGUAAAGCAAAGCAGUAAAGUGUUGGAGUGUUCCUUCAUUUAAAAAAAUACUUAGUUGCUAAGAAAAUACCCUGAAACCCAACUAAAAUUAAACUGAGGGAAAAAAUAGAUUUCUCUAGUUAAACUGCAUGUUUAAGAGUGUUAAGGAU